GCAUGCUAACGUUACUUGACAUUUAGCACAGCAGCUAAUACAGAGGGAAGCUGUCAAAUUGUGGAGUAAAGUGAAAUCUCUGACGUGUGACACAUUUUGAGAUCAUUUCCCGCUAACAACUCCUAUUUUUGAAGCGUUAUUUUGGCAACUGUUUAGCUUGUAUUAGUUACAGUGAGGUGAGCUAGUAAGAUUAACGCUAGCUAACGUUAUGUUUCCAGAGCUCAACAGUAUCUUGAACACCACUCCUGAAAGUUUCACACAGGGAGAAUUUAUCUUGGUCUCAGACCGACAGAGUGAUGCCUCUUUCCUCAUUCAUCACUUCCUCUCUUUGUACCUACGAGCACGCUGCAAAGUCUGGUUUCUGGGUCUGGUGCAGUCCCUCAAUCAUUACAGUGCAGUCAGUCAGAGAUUGGGUGUAAGCCUAGCACAAGCAAAAGAAAAAGGUCAGCUGGUUUUUCUAGAAGGACUGAAAGAGUCGCUGUCUGUUUUGAUUCCUCAAGAAACCAACACAGGAAGUCAAGCCAUGGACUUCCUCAGGGAUCCUGCUGUUGGCCUGAAGAGUCUGUACGAGUUUGUCCGGUCCGGUGUGAGCAGUUCUAGUGGCAGGGAAGAAGAGACAGAUGGGGCAGAGGAGUGGGGACCCCCGGUGUUGCUGGUGGAUGACAUUAGUGUGCUGCUGAGUCUGGGGGUGAGCGUUGGAGCCGUGCUGGACUUCAGCCACUACUGCCGAGCCACCGUCUGCUCCCAGCUGAAGGGCAAUGUGGUGAUGGUGGCACGCGGUAAUGGGGAAGAAGAGGAAGAUGACGGAGAUGAUGAAGGCUCAGAAAGACUUUUGAAGGGCCUGACCCAUCAGUGUAGCCUCAGUCUUCAUGUACAGGGUCUCCCCACUGGCUACUGCAGAGACAUACACGGGCAGGUGGAAGUGUGUUGGAGGAGGAGACAAGGUGAUGGGCAGUACACACAGAAGAAACUCUUUCAGUACAAGGUCCAUGAUAAAGGAGCCUCCUUCUUUGCUCGUGGGACGUCCAGUGCUGUUCUCUAGUUCCACCUUUCAAUGUCCUUGUUUGCCUUUUGUCUCUUUUACAUGUGACAACAGACUGUUAUAUUGCAAUAUCACCAGACAACACAAAUGUUGGUUGUUUAGCUGCCAAAGUGGCUGGUGAACUAGACAAAUUUACCAGCCUUAGCCAAGCUUUAUGUUUGGAUGCUCGCUAGUGUCAACUACCCAGUCUGGACCCCGGACUCUCUGGAGAAAGGACACUGUGAUCCUGCCAGCUCAUAGCCUGGUUCUAGACCUCUGAAUCGCUGCCCACUUCUCAGAUUUGUUUCAGCUAUUUAAAUACGUGAAGGGAAAACAAAAUGGCAUCUCAAUCCUGUAGCGAAGGGCGAGAGCGGUCACCCUACCCGUACUGGAACACGGGUCUACAUGGUACCAAACAUACAACUUUUGACCACAAUGCCAAAGAGCCAGGCUCACUGGUAUGGCAGUCCAAGAGCAUACCCAACCAUAGUGGCCGUCACACUGAAGUGCACCCAUGAGCCCGGCUCUUUGGUGUUGCAGUCAAAAGUUGCAUGUUUGGUACCAUGUAGACCCGUGUUCGAAUCGAAUAGGAUGACUGCUCUUGCCAUUCGCUAUAAGUCUGACAAACGGGCUGGUCUGCUGAAGGUGUGAGUAGUCUUUUCUUGUUGACUGAACUAACUCUAAGUAACUGAUAGUUACGCUGUAGACCAAUAAAGAACAUACAACAUUGGCCACACGGACUGCGGGUAUUUGGCCGGAAGAAUAAUAAUAAAGAAAUUAUCUGUUUAUUGCCACCCAGAAUCAUCUUACCACUGAAUGGAGUUGUAACGCCGCUGGAUCUUGGUUAAAUAAAAUAAGUUGUCUGAUAAAA
Molecule: messenger RNA, 1892 nt
Organism: Micropterus salmoides (largemouth bass)
Lineage: Eukaryota; Metazoa; Chordata; Actinopteri; Centrarchiformes; Centrarchidae
Gene: elp6
Product: elongator acetyltransferase complex subunit 6
Exons: 7
Coding region: 209-1042 (277 amino acids)
Biological process (GO): tRNA wobble uridine modification
Cellular component (GO): elongator holoenzyme complex
Source: RefSeq, a predicted model, not a curated record